Myotis lucifugus (little brown bat) is the source of this 5091-nucleotide messenger RNA. RefSeq names its product MAM and LDL receptor class A domain containing 1 (gene MALRD1). Gene Ontology annotation, cellular component: membrane. The record is from RefSeq and is a predicted model, not a curated record. The transcript is spliced from 31 exons. NCBI's taxonomy places the organism in Eukaryota, Metazoa, Chordata, Mammalia, Chiroptera, Vespertilionidae. Bases 1 to 5091 code for a protein of 1696 amino acids. Gene Ontology annotation, molecular function: protein binding.
AUGGCUGAUGAAACUUUACCGUGUCAAGAAGCAUCGGUCACCAAGCAGGAACUAUGCCAUCCUGAUACAAGUCUCUGCAGAUUUGACUCUACAGAUGCAGGAUUAAGAUUGUGUCAGCCCUGUGGAUUUGAAUUUGACACGUGUGGCUGGGCAUCAGAAGCACCUGCUGGGCACAUUUCCUGGUUGCGCACAAAUGCAAGAAGAGUUCCUGCUUUAGAAUCUACACCUCAGCAGGAUCAAAGUAGUGAUGAUGAAGGUUACUAUAUGUGGGUAGGGGUUAACCAUGCUUCUAUUCUUGACCAUUUAGACAGCAGGGCUUAUCUGAACAGCUCUGUGUUUCACUGCUUGGGCAAGAGCUGCCAUUUGCAAUUCUAUUAUGCUAUGGAAAACAGUGUUCUGAGAGUAAGUCUCUAUAACAAUAAGGAAGAAGAAAUAUUUUGGACAUACAAUACAUCAACUCACAAAAAAUGGGUGAAAACAGAUGUGUUAAUACCAGAAGGACUGAAGACAUUUAAGAUUAUAUUCGAAGGGGCUCUUUUAAGCCAGAGAAGUUUUAUUGGGCUGGAUCAGCUCUGGGUCUACGUGUGUGCACAGGCCCCGUCCAUAAAGUCUUGCUCUGCAGGUGAAUUCACUUGUGCCAGUGGUCAGUGCAUUGCCCAGGAAUCAGUCUGUGACUCUCGGCAGGACUGUUCUGAUAAGACUGAUGAAGACCCGGUGAAUUGCUCCAAUCAUCUCAUGUGUGACUUUGAGUCUGGUUUCUGCGGCUGGGAGCCAUUUCUCACAGAAAAUUCACACUGGGAAUUUGUGAAAGGAUUUACUGGUGGAGAGAACCAUCUUCCUGAGGCUGAUCACCCAGCAAACACAAAUCAUGGAUUGUUUAUUUAUUUGCGGGCACAUCAAUUGCCUGGAGUGGCCAAACUUGGAAGUCCUGUUCUUACAAAAUCACUUACUGCCUCUAACCCAUGUCAGGUGCAGUUUUGGUAUCAUUUGUCUCAGCAUUCACAUCUCUCGGUUUUUACAAGAACAUCACUGGAUGGAAAUUUGCAAAAGCAGGGUGAUCUAAUUGGAACCUCCAAAUUUCAGUGGAGACAAGCAAAAAUCAAUCUCUAUGCAAAGACUGGAGAAUCUAGUUUGCCCUUUCAGCUAAUUUUAGAAGCUAUUGUUUUAUCAUCAAAUGCUUCCGUUGCCCUAGAUGACAUCAGUAUAUCCCAGGGAUGUGAAAUUUCAUAUAUGUCACUGCCAGGUACCAGCAUAGUAAACAAAGUUUCCAAAUGUGACUUUGAAGCAAAUAGCUGUGGUUGGUUUGAAGCAAUUAGCGGUGACCAUUUUGACUGGAUAUGGAGCUCCAGAAGUAACCUUUCUGCUGAUUUUGAGCAACAGGCCCCUCCCUGUGAUCAUACUCACAGUACUGCCCAAGGGCAUUUUAUGUUCAUUCUGAAGAAAAGCAGCAGCUUGGCACAAGUUGCUAAACUCCAGAGUCCAACCAUCAGCCAGACAGGAACGGGAUGCACACUUUCUUUCUGGUUUUAUAACUAUGGCCUGUCAGUGGGAGCAGCUGUGCUCCAGCUACAUAUGGAAAAUUCCAAUGACUCCACAGUGCUCUGGAGAGUCUUAUAUAACCAGGGCAACCAGUGGUCACAGGCAACUAUUCAGCUUGGGCGCCUUACUCACCCCUUCCAUCUGACCCUAGAAAAAGUCAGCCUUGGCAUAUAUGAUGGGGUCUCAGCUAUUGAUGACAUCAGUUUUGAAAACUGUACCCUUCCCCUCGCUGCAGAGAGCUGUGAAGGGCCAGAUCAGUUCUGGUGUGGACACACUAAGGCUUGCAUUCACAAGCUUCGGUUAUGUGAUCUGGUGGAUGAUUGUGGUGAUCAUACUGAUGAGGCUGACUGUGCACCUGAACUACAAUGUAACUUUGAAAAUGGAAUUUGUAAUUGGGAACAAGAUACAGAAGAUGAUUUUGAUUGGACCAGGAACCAGGGUCCAACAUCAACACUUAAUACAGGGCCAAUGAAGGAUAAUACUUUGGGAACAGCUAAAGGACACUAUCUCUACAUAGAAUCUUCAGAGCCACAGGUUUUCCAAAACACAGCUGCUUUACUCAGCCCGAUCCUCAAUGCCACUGGUACAGAAAGCUGCACCUUCCGCUUCUAUUACCACAUGUUCGGAAAGCACAUUUAUAGACUGGCCAUCUACCAGCGAAUCUGGAGUAACACAAGGGGGAAGCUGCUGUGGCAGAUAUUUGGGAAUCAAGGCAACAGGUGGAUAAGGAAACACCUCGACAUUCCCAGCAGGCAGCCUUUUCAGGUAUGGAUAAUGGCUUUCAUAAUGUAUACUUCCAAAUCACUUUACCCUGCCUUCUGGUUUAGUAGAAUGGAACAAGAAAACAUUAUCUUCAGGGCAAAACGCAGCGUCAGUUACAUGGGAGAUGUAGCAGUGGAUGACAUUACCUUUCAAGAUUGCUCUCCCCUCCUCAGCCCAGACAGGAAGUGCACUGCUCAAGAGUUCAUGUGUGCUAACAAGCACUGCAUUGCACAGGACAAGCUGUGUGAUUUUGUGAAUGAUUGCACUGAUAAUUCAGAUGAGACUACCUUCAUUUGCAGUCCCUCCCUUGGGUGCUGCGAUUUUGAAUUUGAUCUCUGUUCCUGGGAGCAGGAACAGGAUGAUGACUCUGACUGGAAUCUGAAAGCUAGCAGCAUCCCUGCUGCAGGCACAGAGCCAGCUGCGGACCACACCUUGCGAAAUUCGUCUGGUCAUUACAUCUUCAUAAAGAGCUUGUUCCCUCAGCAGCCCAUGAGAGCAGCCAGAAUUUCAAGCCCUGUCAUAAGUAGAAGAAGCAAAAACUGCAAGAUAAUUUUUCAUUAUCACAUGUAUGGAAAUGGCAUUGGGUCACUCACCUUGAUCCAGGUAUCAGUCUCAAACAAAACAAGGCUCCUAGUUAAUCUCACUGUAGAACAAGGCAACUUCUGGCAGCGGAAGGAACUAAUACUGUCUGGCGAGGAGGACUUCCAACUCCAAUUUGAAGGAAGAGUAGGGAAAGGACACCGCGGUGAUAUUGCACUGGAUGACAUUGUGCUUACGAAGAGUUGUCUGCUCUCCCAUCAGUCCAUGAAAGAACAACCAGCGGUUCCUCUUCCAACAGGUUACUGCCCACAUGGCUAUCGGGAAUGUCAGAAUGGCCAAUGUUAUAAACCAGAGCAAAGCUGUAAUUUUGUAGAUGACUGUGGAGAUUCCACUGAUGAAAAUGAAUGUGGGAGCUCCUGUACUUUUGAACAAGGCUGGUGUGGCUGGCAAAACUCCCUGGCUGAAAACUUUGACUGGGUUUUGGGAGUUGGCUCUCAUCAAAGCCUAAGACCCCCCAAAGACCACACACUUGGAAAUGAAAAUGGGCACUUUUUGUAUCUGGAGGCUACUCCGGUGGGCCUUCGGGGUGAAGAAGCGCACCUCAAGAGUGGUGUGUGGCAAGAAUCCAGUGCUGCAUGCACCAUGAGCUUCUGGUAUUUCAUAUCUGCAAAAGCCACAGGGUCCAUUCAGAUUCUCAUUAAGACAGAGAAAGGACUAUCAAAAGUAUGGCAAGAAAGUAAGCAGACUUCUGGUGAUCAGUGGCAAAAGGCUGUCAUCCUUCUAGGAAAAUUAAGAAAUUUUGAAGUUAUGUUCCAAGGUAUCAGAACAAGGGAUCUAGGAGGAGGAGCUGCAAUUGAUGACAUUGAAUUUAAAAACUGCACGACUGUGGGAGAGACUUCUGAAAUUUGCCCAGAAGCCACUGAUUUUUUGUGCCACAACAAGAAGUGUAUUGCAUCCCAUCUUGUCUGUGACUAUAAACCAGACUGCUCUGAUAGGUCUGAUGAAGCUCACUGUGGCCAGUACACAACCACAACAGGAAGCUGUAAUUUUGAAACAACUUCCGGAAAUUGGACCACAGCCUGCAGUCUUACUCAAGACUCUGAAGAUGACUUGGACUGGGCCAUUGGCAACAGAAUUCCUGAUGAAGCACCGAGUGCAGACUCUGAUCAUACACCAGGUAGUGGACAACACUUCGUGUAUGUCAACUCAUCUGGUCCCAAAGAAGGAUACACUGCAAGAAUCACUACUUCCCAAUACUUCCCAGCAAGCCUCGGAAUGUGUACUGUUCGGUUCUGGUUCUACAUGAUCGAUCCAAGGAGCAUGGGAGUACUAAAGGUAUAUACUGUUGAGGAAUCUGGACUAAAUAUCCUGGUGUGGUCAGUGAUUGGCAAUAAAAGAACCGGUUGGAUGUACGGAUAUGUACAUCUCUCCAGGAACAGUCCAUUUAAGGUGGCAUUUGAAGCUGAUUUGAGUGGUAAUGAACACAUCUUUAUUGCCCUUGAUGACAUCUCCUUUACCCCAGAAUGUGUAUUUGGAGGUCCUGUCACAACACAGCCACCACCUUGUGAAGCUGAUCAAUUUUCUUGUGUCUACACACUCCAGUGUGUCCCCCUCUCAGGGAAAUGUAAUGGACAGGAGGAUUGCAUAGAUGGAUCGGAUGAAAUAGAUUGUUCUCUCAGCCCUCCUCCUCAGCUCUGCGGUAAUAGGGAGUUCCAGUGCUCUACCCACAAGUGUAUCCCAUCCCUCCUGCUCUGUGAUGGAGUGCCUGACUGCCACUUUAAUGAAGAUGAAUCCAGCUGCUCCAAUGUCAGCUGUUCUGAGGGAGCUCUGCUGUGCACCUCCUCUAACAGCUGUAUCCCCGUUCACGAGCGCUGUGAUGGUUUUGCCAACUGCAUGGACUUCCAACUUGAUGAGUCCAGCUGCUCAGAGUGUCCAAUAGCUUAUUGCAGAAAUGGUGGAACUUGUGUGGUGGAGAAAAGUGGUCCUAUGUGUCGAUGUCAUCAAGGAUGGGCCGGAAAUCGAUGCCACAUCAAAGUUAACCAAUCCACUGCAGAUCCCACAUACUCUCAGAAUAAUAUAUGGACUCUCCUGGGUAUUGGAUUUGCUUUCCUGAUGACUCAUAUUAUAGUUGCCACCUUGUGUUUUCUUGCAAACAGAAAAGCACCAGUAAGUAAAGUUGACUUUUUAGAUUAUGUUAGGAUCAUUUUUGAUGACAACAAAAAGGAGAACAUGGCAUUCUCCACUGAUUAA